Molecule: messenger RNA, 601 nt
Organism: Perkinsus marinus ATCC 50983
Lineage: Eukaryota; Perkinsozoa; Perkinsida; Perkinsidae
Exons: 6
Coding region: 19-567 (182 amino acids)
Source: RefSeq, a predicted model, not a curated record
CUUCAGCUUGCUCACGUUAUGCAGAUCAAGAGGACUAACAGAGUGAAGAGAGCCGCUCGAGCUAAGGGGAGGCGGAAGGGAAAGACGCCUAAGAAUCUACUCUACCAGAACCCCAAGGCCAUCAAGGACGACACCUUCAAAGAGAAGUUUGAUAAGCGUAAAACUUACCUGCAAAAUAUGAACAGUUGCAACUUGAAGGAUAUGUAUUACGACAAACUGCCGGAGGUUAUUCCUCAGAAGGCUGAGUGGACGCUCCCGAAGGUUAACGAGGAGGAGUUGAAUGUGUGUAAGAAAUUGGCUGAAAAGUACGGAAAGGAGGUCCCUACUGCUGCUGAUGAGGAGGAGCAGGAAGAGCUUCAGAAUGAGUUCUUCUCCCGUAUGGCUCGCGAUAAGCUCAACGUAUACCAGUGGACUUGGGGGCAGCUGCGGAAAAAGUUCAACCUGGCCUUGGAGGGUCGAGUUCACGUCUGCCAUACAGACUGCCAGUGUGCUUUGGCCAAGCAGAGUAGUAAUGUGAAGAAAUACCAAGGCGUGCGGGUUAUACAUCGUCGUCUCAAGGUCCACUGAACGUCCUUUGUAUACUGCCAAACGUUGUUUCUCG